Messenger RNA from Ziziphus jujuba (common jujube), 1619 nucleotides. RefSeq names its product tRNA (guanine(37)-N1)-methyltransferase. Lineage: Eukaryota; Viridiplantae; Streptophyta; Magnoliopsida; Rosales; Rhamnaceae. The record is from RefSeq and is a predicted model, not a curated record. Bases 1 to 600 code for a protein of 199 amino acids. Gene Ontology annotation, biological process: tRNA N1-guanine methylation. Gene Ontology annotation, cellular component: cytoplasm. The transcript is spliced from 5 exons.
AUGGAUGGUGAAUUCAUGUUAUUAGUUGAUACUCAUGCAGGUAAUAUUGCCCAUCUGAACAUACAUGAUGAAUUACUUCCAGACGAGGCUGUUAUUUCAAAAGUUAUCUAUGAUAAAUAUUAUCCAAGGAUCAAAAUUGUUGUAAACAUAGUUGGAAGUAUUACAAACAAGUUCACUGUGCCAAAAUUUGAAGUUCUAGCUGGGGGAAUUGAUAUGGUUACAGAGAUAAAGAAACAUGGGUCUGCUUUCAAGCUUGAUUACAGCUUGGUGUAUUGGAAUUCCAAAAUUGAGCAUGAACAAAGAAGGUUGGUUUCUCAGUUUCAAGUAGAAGAGAUCAUUUGUGAUAUGUUUGCUGGUAUUGGUCCUUCUGCUAUUGCUGCAGCACUGAAAGGAUGCAUAGUAUAUGCAAAUGACCUAAAUUCAGAAAGCAUUCAUUAUCUGAAUGUUAUUGCAGAAACUAACAAGGUUUAUGAUUGUUUUUGUGGAUACAAUACUGAUGCAAGAGAAUUAAUGUCCCAAAGAAUGAAAGUACUAGAAUGUGGGAUAGAAUUGAAUUCCAAUGUCUCUACACCAACCUCAAGCAAUGUGGCAAGCAGGUGAAUUUGGAAUCAAAAUUAGAAAAGGCUAACUGGUAAUGUUGAUGGGACAAUUAUUUCUGUUGAUGAUAGGAAAAAAGGAAGAAAAAAAUAAGAGAAUGUGUGGCUCUGACUCUAAGAUUUCUAACAUAAAGGCUUGGGAGCAUAUUGAUCAUGUAGUAAUGAACGUCCCUGCUUCUGUCCUUCAUUUUCUUGGUUUUGCCUGAUUGAGAGAGUUGUAGGAUUGGUGAGAAAGUUUUGGAUAUGAUUUCUUUGAGUGCUUUCUAUUUUUACCAUCAGAUGCAUUGAAGGGCCUAAUCCAGAGGAAAUACUAGAGGGGAUCUGGGACCUCUUCCAUGGAUUCACUACUAUUGCUUCAUACCCAGGAAUAUAUUAUUUCAGUGGUCAAGUUUGCCUUCCCAGAUACAAGAUCCAAUAAGAGGGUCAGGGAUGUUUGCUCAAAACAAGUUGCAAUUUGACGAACCAACACCAGAAGCAGAUCUAGGACACUGAGAAAGAUUGGUGGGGGGAGGAACAUCACCGGAGGCCGUCGCACGCUCCCACAUGUGCCACCCAAAGUGCUGCGAGUGGGCUUCACGCACCUAAGCACAUGUGGCUUCGUAAUUGGACCAUUUUUGGUUAGUUAGUUUUUCUUGUGGUGGUCUACCUCCCUGUAAAAUUUCGUAAUGAUCUGAGUUUUAUGUGGUGGCUGGUGACGAUUUUGGUGCUCAGGUUCAAUAUGGGACAUGUUAAGGUUUUGUGUUUUUUGGGCUAAAAACCCUAGAAGCCAAUUUUAACUUGGCCCAUACCUUAUAGGUUUGCAAGACCUGAAGAAAAGAAGAAGUAUGGGCUAGAUAUUAAGUUGCACUUGUAAUUUUCUUUUCUAGGAAACCAUGGAUUAGGACUAUUAAUUAUUCUAUAUUUAUAAUUGUUUAAGUCAUAUGGACAUAUCAUGUAAUAUGUGCUUAACAUGCCAUUUAGAAUAGGUGGUGUCAUAUAAUUGCACCAUUUGAUAUAUACAUGUGCAUAAUAAUAUUUGUUUUA